GCCGCAUCCCAGAAGGCCCUGCAGCCCACAGCACAGCGUGUACCUUAGUCUCCUCUCCCCUCUUGGCAGGGCCUGCAACAUAAGCAUUGCUGACUACGUGCAGUGUGCUGAGGACCACCAGACUCUCCCCAUGGUGGUCCAGCACGUGGGAUUAUCUUGGGGGAGAAUCUCUUAUGCAUCUAUAAACAUAUAUCCUCAGUGAGCCAGGUCAGGCUGUGCGGCUUCCAGCAGUCAUUCUGUAUCUGCUACAGGUACCACUACCCACACAAGAAUGAGUGGGGAGACUUCCAGACCCGCCGAAGUGUCAUGGGCCUCAUCACCAUCACUGACCACUUGGCCAAGGACUGGCUGCAGAUCGAGGAGCUCCCUGUGCAGAGGAGCUGUGUGGCAACAUGCAGGACGAUUCAUGGCUCUUCAUCUUUGUGCUGAAGGGCGAGCUCGCCGAGCAGCUGCACACUGAUUUGGCCUUGUACCCCAGCUAUGAGGACUGUGGGAUGGUGGAGAAGAGGAUCAAGGAAUUCAUUGAGUCGCUCUUCAUCGUGCUCGAGUCCAAGCACCUGGACAGGGCCACCAACAAUUUUGGGGACAAGAUCCCCCUCCUUUGCAUCCCAUUUGAGAAGAGGGACUUGGUGGGACUGGACACAGACAGCAGAUCGCUUUGGUUACUGAGACCCUCGAAUUCCCAUAUGAUUUGUAGCAGCAUCUAGUCAGUUUCUGCAGAGGAUCCUGCUGGGAUUGUGAUCGAGACCAUGUUGAAUGCACAGAUCACUCUGGGG
Messenger RNA from Vicugna pacos (alpaca), 776 nucleotides. The record is from RefSeq and is a predicted model, not a curated record. Lineage: Eukaryota; Metazoa; Chordata; Mammalia; Artiodactyla; Camelidae.